AUGAAGCACGACGAUGACUUUUUCUUCGACGACGCAUUUUAUGAGGAUUUCCAUAAAAAAAAUAACACUCCACAAAAAAAUCCACAAUCACCAUUACAACCAACAACCAACAAUAACAUCCAUAACAAAAUCCAAGACCAUCCAUCACAAUCACAAGCACCCCAACCCCAACCCCAACCCCAACAACCAAAACCACAAUCACAAUCACAAUCACAACCAAAACCAAAACCAAAACCAAAAAGCACCGCAUCUACCCCUGAUUAUAAAAAACUUCUUCAAAGUAUUCGUGAUUACGAAAUAGAAGAAGAAGAAGGACAACAACAACAAGAACCACAAGAAUCACAACCACAACCAACAACAAACAACAAACACCUUGUUGAUCAUCAGGGUCAGUAUCUUGAACCAAUGGGUUCAACUCCACCUCCAAUCUCAAAUUCAACUAUAGCCACUACAUCAACAGCUGCCACAGCCCCAGUUAUUUCAACAGCUGCAACUAGUAUUAACUCAGGGGCAGUCAAAAAUCCACAGCCAUCACCACCUGAGGAAGCCAUAAGACGUUUAAAUCAACGUUUAGAGCUCUACCAAUUAGAGAAUAGUAGAGUAAUUCCAGGAGAUGGCAAUUGUCAGAUGUACGCAUUAUCUGACCAAAUUUUUGGGGACUUGAAACAUAGUUUCGAAAUAAGAAGAGCCAUUGCCACUUGGCUCAUUAAAAAUAAGAAUCUCACCCUUAAAAAUGGUGCCAAAAUAUCCCAAUUUGCACACACUACAAAUUGGAAUAAAUAUUGCAACCAAAUGGCAAGAAGAGGUACUUGGGGUGACCACUUAACAUUAAUUGCUGCUGCUGAAGUUUAUAAAUCAAAGAUAACAAUUAUUUCAUCUGUUGAAUCUAAUAGCAGCUUUUUCAUUGAAAUUGUUCCAAGUUCAAUUGAAAAUGAUAGAGCAAUUAUUUUAUCUCAUCAUGCCGAAGAACACUAUGGUUCAGUACGUCCAAUGAUGGUUCAAGACGUAAAUUAUUAA
Molecule: messenger RNA, 1017 nt
Organism: Dictyostelium purpureum
Lineage: Eukaryota; Evosea; Eumycetozoa; Dictyosteliales; Dictyosteliaceae
Exons: 1
Coding region: 1-1017 (338 amino acids)
Biological process (GO): protein deubiquitination
Molecular function (GO): cysteine-type deubiquitinase activity
Source: RefSeq, a predicted model, not a curated record